AUUCGGGAGGCUCUCAGAUCUCGCGCGAGACACUGAAAACAGAGAGAGAGAGAGAGCGUCCAGGCUUUGCUCUUCCCCGGACCCCCGAACUCACCCCCUACCUGAGGGAGGGUGCCGCCUUCGCAGAAUAGCGGGAUCUUGACGCAUAGAUCUCCGCAGAUCGCAGCUCGGCGACGCCCCCGAUGGCGCAGCCUUUUGUGAAGAAGGACGACGACAGAGACGAUGAAGCGGAUUACUCCCCCUUUCUUGGGAUCGAGAAGGGAGCCGUUCUUCAAGAGGCUAGGGUUUUCAACGAUCCUCAACUCGAUUCCAGAAGAUGCUCUCAGGUGAUCACCAAGCUCCUUUACUUGCUUAACCAAGGAGAGACAUUCACAAAGAUCGAAGCGACGGAAGUGUUUUUUGCCGUCACAAAGCUUUUUCAGUCCAAGGAUGCUGCACUGAGGAGAAUGGUCUAUCUGAUGAUCAAAGAGCUUUCUCCAUCCGCAGAUGAGGUGAUUAUAGUUACUAGUUCUUUGAUGAAAGAUAUGAACAGUAAGACAGACAUGUACCGGGCAAAUGCCAUACGAGUUUUAUGUAGAAUUACUGAUGGAACCCUGCUCGGCCAAAUUGAGAGAUACUUGAAGCAGGCAAUUGUUGAUAAAAAUCCCGUUGUUGCCAGUGCGGCUCUUGUUAGUGGCGUUCAUCUGCUUCAAACAAAUCCAGAUAUUGUGAAGAGGUGGAGCAAUGAGGUACAAGAAGCAGUUCAAUCAAGGGCUGCCCUUGUACAAUUCCAUGCAUUGGCUUUGCUUCAUCAGAUUCGGCAAAAUGACCGCUUAGCUGUUAGUAAACUUGUCACUAGCCUUACAAGAGGGACAGUCCGCUCACCCUUGGCACAAUGCCUUCUGAUCCGUUACACUGCCCAGGUCAUACGUGAAUCAAACACACAAACUGGAGACCGUCCAUUCUAUGAUUACCUUGAAGGCUGUUUGCGUCACAAAGCUGAAAUGGUGAUAUUUGAAGCUGCCCGAGCAAUAACUGAGCUCAGUGGUGUGACAAGCCGAGAGCUAACUCCAGCUAUUACAGUAUUGCAGCUGUUCUUGAGUUCUUCGAAGCCAGUUCUAAGAUUUGCUGCUGUUCGUACGUUAAAUAAGGUUGCAAUGACACACCCUUUGGCAGUUACAAAUUGCAAUAUCGACAUGGAAAGCUUGAUAUCAGAUCAGAACAGGAGCAUUGCCACUCUAGCAAUCACCACCCUUUUGAAAACUGGCAAUGAGUCAAGUGUAGAUCGACUAAUGAAGCAAAUUACCAAUUUUAUGUCUGAUAUUGCAGAUGAGUUCAAGAUCGUUGUGGUUGAAGCUAUUCGAUCUUUGUGUCUUAAGUUUCCGCUCAAAUAUCGUACAUUGAUGAACUUCUUGAGCAAUAUUCUCAGAGAAGAAGGAGGUUUUGAGUACAAGAAGGCUAUUGUUGAUUCAAUCCUUAUCCUUAUUAGAGACAUACCUGAUGCCAAAGAAAGUGGUUUGUCUCACCUCUGUGAAUUCAUUGAGGACUGUGAAUUUACCUAUCUUUCAACUCAGAUUCUUCAUUUCUUGGGGAAUGAAGGGCCAAAGACGUCAGACCCUAGUAAAUAUAUUCGAUAUAUAUAUAACCGGGUUAUCCUUGAAAAUGCUACUGUGAGAGCAAGUGCUGUAAGUACCUUGGCAAAGUUUGGUGCGAUGGUUGAAUCUUUGAAGCCUCGGGUCUUUGUUCUGUUGAGGCGGUGCUUGUAUGAUAAUGAUGAUGAGGUCCGAGACCGUGCAACUCUUUAUUUGAACUGCCUUGGAGGUGAUGGCUCAUAUGGAGAAACUGAUAAGGAUGCUAAAGAAUUUCUCUUUGGUUCGCUGGACUUGCCACUCUCGAACUUGGAGAUGAGCCUGCAAAAUUAUGUUCCAUCUGAAGAACCUUUUGAUAUCACUUCAGUUCCAAAAGAAGUCAAAUCUCAACCUCUUGCUGAAAAAAAGGCUCCUGGCAAAAAGCCCGCCGGCAUUACUGCUGCUCCGGCACCAACAUCCACUGUUGACACCUACGAGAAAUUGCUUUCCUCCAUUCAUGAGUUUUCAAGCUUUGGGAAGCUUUUCAAGUCUUCAGCUCCUGUCGAGCUAACAGAGGCAGAAACCGAGUAUGCAGUCAAUGUUGUCAAACAUAUCUACGAUAGUCAUGUUGUACUCCAAUACAACUGUACAAACACGGUACCUGAAUUACUGUUGGAAAACGUUACUGUCUUCGUCGAUGCUUCUGAAGCUGAAGAAUUUGCACAAGUUGCAUUCAAACCUUUAAAUUCUUUGCCCUAUGACUCGCCAGGGCAGACAUUUGUUGCCUUUGAAAAGCCUGAAGGCCAACCUACUGUUGGGAAGUUCUCUAACAUGUUGAAGUUUAUCUAUAGAGAGGUUGAUCCUGCUUCAGGGGAACCUGGGGAAGAAGGUAUCGAAGAUGAGUAUCAGUUGGAAGAUCUAGAGGUUGUUCCUGCAGAUUACAUAUUAAAGGUUGGAGUUUCCAACUUCAGAAAUGCAUGGGAAGGCAUGGGUCCUGAUUUUGAGCGUGUGGACGAGUAUGGACUUGGUGUGAGAGAAAGCCUGGCGGAGGCUGUGAAUGCUGUUAUUAAUAUUCUUGGCAUGCAACCUUGUGAGGGUACGGAGGUUGUCCCUGGUAAUUCAAGGUCCCAUACGUGUCUACUUUCUGGUUUGUUCAUUGGCAAUGUGAAAGUCUUGGUCAGGUUAUCAUUUGGCAUGGACGGCCCAAAGCAAAUCGCCAUGAAGCUUGCAGUAAGGUCUGAAAGUCAAGAGGUUAGCGAUGCCAUUCAUGAGAUUGUGGCGAAUGGCUAAAUAUUUGCAAACUGAGCUCAACUUCAAAGUCUUUGUUCAAAUUUGUAGUCGCUGUGUAGAGGUGAGUCGAAGCUUCAAUUUUAGGACUUCUUUUUGACGAUUUAUUUCAACAAAAUCAAGCCCCUUCCUUCAAUUGUUUUGGAUCGGAUUUCCUGUUUGGUCUUUGAGGACCAGAGGUUUAGAUUUCACUUUCCCGCGUCCUCUCCUAUAAACAGGUCAUAGCAUUUUUUCUUUCUGUACUACAUAUACUUUUGCGUCUCUUUUGAAUUGCACAUGCAAUCAUAAUGUGGCACAAUAUAAUUAGAAAAACAAAGCAAUAUUUGUUGUCUUCUCA
Messenger RNA from Nymphaea colorata (pocket water lily), 3171 nucleotides. RefSeq names its product coatomer subunit gamma-2. Gene Ontology annotation, cellular component: endoplasmic reticulum; COPI vesicle coat; Golgi membrane. Bases 183 to 2837 code for a protein of 884 amino acids. Gene Ontology annotation, biological process: endoplasmic reticulum to Golgi vesicle-mediated transport; intra-Golgi vesicle-mediated transport; intracellular protein transport. Gene Ontology annotation, molecular function: structural molecule activity. The transcript is spliced from 18 exons. Lineage: Eukaryota; Viridiplantae; Streptophyta; Magnoliopsida; Nymphaeales; Nymphaeaceae. The record is from RefSeq and is a predicted model, not a curated record.